Molecule: messenger RNA, 4446 nt
Organism: Lagenorhynchus albirostris (white-beaked dolphin)
Lineage: Eukaryota; Metazoa; Chordata; Mammalia; Artiodactyla; Delphinidae
Gene: SRGAP2
Product: SLIT-ROBO Rho GTPase activating protein 2
Exons: 24
Coding region: 681-3935 (1084 amino acids)
Biological process (GO): signal transduction; negative regulation of cell migration
Cellular component (GO): cytoplasm
Molecular function (GO): protein binding
Source: RefSeq, a predicted model, not a curated record
GUCCUGCGGAGUUGGCGGAGGCUCCUCAGGGGACUGGGGGACCGAUCUGCGUAGACGCGGGUGGCGGGGAAGAGAGGGGAGGAGAGCUCUGAGUGGGAAGCGGAGCCGGGGGCCUGGGACCCGUCGCGUCAGAGCCAGGCAAGUGAACCGGAGCAAACGACUUCCGAUCCAGUCUGCGCUGCUGCGGCUCCCGUUUGGGAUUUGAUUUGCAGCAUCUUCGAGGCUGUGCAACAAAAAACCGCGAAGCACGCCCAGCCCUCCCCCGGCACCCCGAUACGCAUCCACUCCCUCCCGGGGACCCAGCUGGGCGAGUCCACAUCCCCGCGCCCCCCACACCAUGUUGUGCGGAAGGACUUCCACUCCCCGCCUGUGUCGUUGAUGUCAGACCCCAGGCCAGCCUCCGGGCGCUGCAGUUCUCCCGGCUAAUGCUGAGGCUGCGGCUUGGGCUCUAGCACAGGAACCAACCGCCGCCGCGCCGGCCCCAGCGCCCACCGUCUGCAUGUGUCCGCCGUAGCCGCCUGCCCAGCCCGCAGCCCGCGCUCCCCGGAGCGCUGGAGACCACCGCGGGGGGCCCCUUCUGCCUUUUGGAGAAGCGAUCUUGGAGGUAUUGAUUUCGGUGGUUGGAUUUUUCCCGUGGAUUUAUCAAUUCACAAUUCGAAUUUGGAAGAAAGAAGGAAAACAUGACGUCUCCAGCCAAAUUCAAAAAGGAUAAGGAGAUUAUAGCAGAGUACGAUACUCAGGUCAAAGAGAUCCGUGCUCAGCUCACAGAGCAGAUGAAAUGCCUGGACCAGCAGUGUGAGCUCCGGGUGCAGCUGUUGCAGGACCUCCAGGACUUCUUCCGGAAGAAGGCUGAGAUCGAGAUGGACUACUCCCGCAACCUGGAGAAGCUGGCAGAGCGCUUCCUGGCCAAGACGCGAAGCACCAAGGACCAGCAGUUCAAGAAGGAUCAAAAUGUUCUCUCUCCAGUCAACUGCUGGAAUCUCCUCUUAAACCAGGUGAAGCGGGAGAGCAGGGACCACACCACCCUGAGUGACAUCUACCUGAAUAAUAUCAUUCCUCGAUUUGUCCAAGUCAGUGAGGACUCAGGAAGACUCUUUAAAAAGAGUAAAGAAGUCGGCCAGCAGCUCCAAGAUGAUUUGAUGAAGGUCCUGAAUGAGCUCUACUCGGUCAUGAAGACAUAUCACAUGUACAAUGCCGACAGCAUCAGUGCUCAGAGCAAGCUAAAGGAGGCGGAGAAGCAGGAGGAGAAGCAAAUUGGAAAAUCCGUAAAGCAGGAGGACCGGCAGACCCCACGCUCCCCUGACUCCACAUCCAACGUCCGCAUUGAGGAGAAGCAUGUCCGGAGGAGCUCAGUGAAGAAGAUCGAGAAGAUGAAGGAGAAGCGCCAAGCCAAGUAUACAGAGAAUAAGCUGAAGGCCAUUAAAGCCCGGAAUGAGUACUUACUGGCUUUGGAAGCAACCAAUGCAUCUGUCUUCAAGUACUACAUCCACGACCUGUCUGACCUUAUUGAUCAGUGCUGUGACUUAGGCUACCACGCCAGCCUGAACCGCGCGCUACGCACCUUCCUUUCCGCUGAGUCGAAUCUGGAACAGUCAAAGCACGAGGGUCUGGACGCCAUAGAGAAUGCUGUAGAAAACCUCGAUGCCACCAGUGACAAGCAGCGCCUCAUGGAGAUGUACAACAAUGUCUUCUGUCCACCUAUGAAGUUUGAGUUCCAGCCACACAUGGGGGACAUGGCUUCCCAGCUCUGUGCCCAGCAGCCCGUCCAGAGUGAGCUGGUACAGAGAUGCCAACAACUACAAUCUCGCUUAUCCACCCUGAAGAUUGAGAACGAAGAGGUAAAGAAGACAAUGGAGGCCACUCUGCAGACCAUCCAGGACAUUGUGACCGUCGAGGAUUUUGAUGUGUCCGAUUGCUUCCAGUACAGCAACUCUAUGGAAUCCGUCAAGUCCACCGUCUCAGAAACCUUCAUGAGCAAACCCAGCAUUGCCAAGAGGAGAGCCAACCAGCAAGAGACAGAGCAGUUCUAUUUCACGAAAAUGAAGGAGUACCUGGAGGGCAGGAACCUCAUCACCAAGCUACAAGCCAAGCACGACCUUCUCCAGAAAACCCUGGGAGAGAGUCAGCGGACAGAUUGCAGUCUGGCCAGGCGUAGCUCAACUGUGAGGAAACAGGAUUCCAGCCAGGCAAUUCCUUUGGUGGUAGAAAGCUGUAUCCGGUUUAUCAGCAGACACGGACUACAGCAUGAGGGAAUCUUCCGAGUGUCAGGAUCGCAGGUGGAAGUGAAUGACAUCAAAAACGCCUUUGAGAGAGGAGAGGACCCCCUGGCUGGAGACCAGAAUGACCAUGACAUGGACUCCAUAGCUGGCGUCCUGAAGCUUUACUUCCGGGGGCUGGAACACCCUCUCUUCCCCAAGGACAUCUUCCAUGACCUAAUGGCCUGCGUCACAAUGGACAACCUGCAGGAGAGAGCUCUGCACAUCCGGAAGGUCCUCCUGGUCCUGCCCAAAACCACUCUGAUUAUCAUGAGAUACCUCUUUGCCUUCCUCAACCAUUUAUCACAGUUCAGUGAAGAGAACAUGAUGGACCCCUACAACCUCGCCAUCUGCUUCGGGCCCUCGCUGAUGUCAGUGCCUGAGGGCCAUGACCAGGUGUCCUGCCAAGCCCACGUGAAUGAGCUGAUCAAAACCAUCAUCAUCCAGCACGAGAACAUCUUCCCAAACCCUAGGGAGCUGGAGGGCCCCAUCUACAGCAGAGGAGGGAGCACGGAGGAUUACUGUGACAGCCCUCACGGAGAGACUACCUCGGCUGAAGACUCAACCCAGGAUGUGGCCGCAGAGCACCACACAAGUGAUGACGAGUGUGAGCCCAUCGAGGCCAUUGCCAAGUUUGACUACGUGGGCCGGACAGCCCGAGAGCUGUCCUUCAAGAAGGGGGCAUCCCUGCUGCUCUACCAGCGGGCUUCCGACGACUGGUGGGAAGGCCGGCACAAUGGCAUCGACGGACUCAUCCCCCAUCAGUACAUCGUGGUCCAAGACACCGAGGACGGUGUCGUGGAGAGGUCCAGCCCCAAGUCUGAGAUUGAGGUCAUUUCUGAGCCACCUGAAGAAAAGGUGACAGCCAGAGCGGGGGCCAGCUGUCCCAGUGGGGGUCAUGUAGCCGAUAUUUAUCUUGCAAACAUCAACAACACCUUACAUCUUGAGAACUCAAAGCCCACGACCACCAAGCAAAGGAAGCGGCCAGAAUCUGGGAGCAUCCGGAAAACAUUUCGGAGCGACGGCCAUGGGCUGAGCAGUUCCCUGACUGAUUCCGCCUCCCCGGGGGUAGGGGCAAGCUGCCGCCCAUCUUCCCAGCCCAUCCUGAGCCAGAGUCUCCCCAAGGAAGGGCCAGAUAAGUGUUCCAUCAGUGGGCAUGGGAGUCUCAACUCCAUCAGCCGUCACUCAUCCCUGAAGAAUCGGCUGGACAGUCCACAGAUCCGGAAGACGGUGACAGCAGGCAGGUCAAAAAGCUUCAAUAACCACCGGCCCAUGGACCCUGAGGUCAUUGCACAGGAUAUUGAGGCGACCAUGAACUCUGCCCUGAACGAGCUGCGGGAGCUAGAACGGCAGAGCAGCGUCAAGCACACCCCAGACGUGGUUCUGGACACCUUGGAGCCCCUCAAGACCUCCCCUGUGGUGGCCCCCACAUCAGAGCCCUCCAGUCCCCUGCACACUCAGCUCCUCAAGGACCCUGAGCCCACCUUCCAGCGUAGCGCCAGCACUGCUGGGGACAUCGCCUGCGCCUUCCGGCCUGUCAAGUCUGUCAAGAUGGCGGCCCCAGUCAAGCCGCCAGCCACACGGCCCAAGCCCACUGUCUUCCCCAAAACAAAUGCCACUAGCCCCGGUGUCAACUCCUCUGCCUCCCCACAGUCCACUGACAAGUCUUGUACUGUCUGAGGGAUGUAAUUUAAUUGUUCUAGACAAGGGGACUGGAGGGACUGACUGUUAUUAAAAUCUUCCUAUUUAACUAGCUUGGGGACUUCAGUUGAAAAUUAGGUUCUAAGUUGUUCUUGCAGGAAUUAGCCUCCCCAUCACCCAAAACCUUGAGAAUGAAGCCCUCGUUAUCGCCCAGCCCUCCCCCACCCUUCCCGCUACCUUCUGCUUCCCCCCGUUGUCGUAAUCCAGCCAGCUACAGUACAUACUGUUCUUAGGUUAGCCAGAGGUAGGUUUUUCCAUUAUCAGGUCACUGUGAAAUCUGGCAAGGCAAGUCACAGGGCCGUGGGCUGAAGUCUCAGUCCCCUCAGACACAAGGGAUGCCUAACCAGAUGGCUGGCUGCUGACGGCCAGCUCUCAGUGGCAUCUUGUUUUGGGUACUGAUUAUAGAGAAUCAUAUACAGUUCAUUCUCUGUUUUACACACACACACACACACACACACACACACACACACACACACACACACACACACAC